CAAAGGACUGUCUGCAGAAGUAACACAAGCCAAUGUGACAGUGUACAAUUAUAAUAUCACCCGUGAAUUUGAUCAUCACAAUGUGACGCAACCAAUUAAAAGGAUGUUGUCAACAACACUUCGCUUUCAGCUUCAUUCCGUACGUUCACACGAAAGCAGUAGGAAAGCAACAUGUCUACGAGUAGAGGGCUCGGUGGAAUUUGUUGAUCUGGACAAUAGUGGUCAAGUGUUGGUUGACCUUGAUACAAGAUCUAGUAGAAUAAAGUGUAAAGACAUGAAUCUACCUUUGUCAGACUGGCAACUAGAAAACACAUCAGAAGACAUCGGGGCCUUAGUGAUUGCUUUAUGUGUUAUAUCAUUAGUAUUGACGACUUCCACUAUGGUCUUUGCUGCUUAUGCUUUCUGGAUAACUAAACAGUUUAUGAAGAAGCACUAUCAGGCAUACUUCGGGGUUGUAGAUAAAGAUGAGACGGACCUGCCAGCGUCAGAGUACUUUCGGUUUUUGAAAUUCUGGGAUAUAAUCGUUAUUAUCUCUGAUAUAUUGACUAUAUUCGGCACACGCUGGAUAGUGUCUAAAACAAGGCAAAGUGAAUUGGAGCUCGAGUUGCUAGAUUCUUACACCGUAUGGUUAGGAGUCGGUUGUGUACUGGCGUGGCUAAGCUUGCUUAGGUUCUUCAAGUUUCAUAAUAAAUUCCAUCUGCUAUUUAGUACACUAUACAAAGCAUUUUGGGAUGUGAUUGCAUACCUUAUUUGUGUAGGUGUGUUGUUUGUCGGGUUCUGGGUUUGUGGGUAUGUUGUUAUGGGACCGUACCAUGUCAAGUUCCAAACUCCGGAAGCAGCCGCAGAAACGUUGUUUGCUGUUGUUAACGGCGACGAGAUAUACGCUACCUUAGCAAUAAUAGAGUGGGAUAAAAGUGGGGGACACUGGGUGUGGUGGUUUUCAAGGUUCUAUCUUGGAUCUUAUGUCGCAAUAUUUACAAUUGUUGUAAUCAACCUCCUCAUAGCUCUCUUCAUGAGUGCCUAUGAUUCUAUUAAGACAUACAAUAACGACAGACCGGAUGAACGAGAAUUAGGUCCGCUAGAGGAAUCUCUGCGGCGAGUUCUUAUUGAAGACUGCGAGGGAAGUAAUCUGCGAAGCUCAAUAUAUGAUCUUAUGAAUGACAGUACACACCUGACACCAGAAGUAAACUCUCUGAAAGCUGAACUCUCAAAAAUGGUUCAUGUUUCUAAAAGCAAGAAAGACGUGCUUCUAAAACCGAGGAAUUUGAAAGAGUUUAUGAAAGAUGAGGAGCACAAAAUAAAGACAUUAAAAUUAGGAUUUCUGAGCUUCUCUUACGUUUCUUUCCUUGGCGAUGACUAGUGAUAUUGACUUUAAAUUCCGUUCAGUAAUUAUUCUAAAAUUUAGUUAAAGUUCUUUUCAUCAUUACCUAACAAAAAUAUUACGAAAGCGAAACACCGAAGCGAAAAAAAGGAAACCACCACAAGCUAUAGGGAAAUGGAUUCUAGUAUUAUAAUAAACAAAUGCAUUUAGCUCCUUAAAUGAGACAACAGAAGACCUUCAAAGAAAAACCGACACAACUUACUCCAAGUUUCGUCGAAGAAAACAGAAAAACAACAACAAAAAAAAAAAAAAAACAACAAAAACAAAAAAUCAACAAACAAAAAUCCCAAACAAACAAACAUAGAUAACAUUGAUAAAAAAACUUCGUUUUAACAAAAGAUGAUAGGUCAUUCAUCAGAGAUAUUAUAAAUGACAAAUUUGAAGAAAUGAAGGGACAGUUACUAGAAUCAGUCAUCAAACGAUUAGAAAUUUUAGAAGAUGAAAUUUAUAACAAAUCAACCUCCACCUCAAAGCUUGAUUCCGAGAUAAGCACAAACAAAGAAGAUUAGAAAAAUCAAAAGAAAAGAAGAAAAAUGAAUUAAAAAUAUUUGUAUAAGAAAACGAAAAAUUGAAUGUUGAUGUUCAAUUAAUUUAAAUACAUUGUAUAUUUAUUUUAUGUUUUAGAUUAAUGCAAAAUUAGAUUGAAAUAAACCAAUGCAUGAA
Molecule: messenger RNA, 2044 nt
Organism: Ruditapes philippinarum (Manila clam)
Lineage: Eukaryota; Metazoa; Mollusca; Bivalvia; Venerida; Veneridae
Product: mucolipin-3-like
Exons: 9
Coding region: 104-1360 (418 amino acids)
Cellular component (GO): plasma membrane; lysosomal membrane
Molecular function (GO): NAADP-sensitive calcium-release channel activity
Source: RefSeq, a predicted model, not a curated record